Messenger RNA from Neoarthrinium moseri, 1215 nucleotides. RefSeq lists its product as uncharacterized. Gene Ontology annotation, molecular function: mating-type factor pheromone receptor activity; pheromone binding. The coding region runs from base 1 to 1215 and encodes 404 amino acids. Lineage: Eukaryota; Fungi; Ascomycota; Sordariomycetes; Amphisphaeriales; Apiosporaceae. Gene Ontology annotation, cellular component: membrane; G protein-coupled receptor homodimeric complex. The record is from RefSeq and is a predicted model, not a curated record. The transcript has 2 exons. Gene Ontology annotation, biological process: G protein-coupled receptor signaling pathway.
AUGAACCCGAUUAAUCCCAAGACCCAAAACUUCACCCUCAUCGGAUCUAAUGGCACUACGUUUCAUAUAUCCCUGGUAAAGAUCGAUGGGCAGCGCAUGCGGCUUGCCAACAUCUGUAUCAGCUACGGGGUGCAGCUCGGGCUGAGUCUGAUGAUGCUCUUGACGCUAUUACUCCUGGUCCCAGUCUCCAAGAUGCGCAAGGCUAUCCACGUCGUGCACAUCACGAGCCUCAUCGUGGCCGUCAUACGACUGGUGCUCCUGAUCCAAUACUUCCCGGGCCCGCUGUCGGAAUACUAUGUCGCAUGGACCCAGGACGUGAAGGCGCUCGGGGUGGAGGACUAUGGCACCAACACGGCAGGCAACGCCUUCAAUGUCGUGCAGUUUGCGCUCAUCGAGACAGCCCUCGUGAUGCAGAGCUGGGGCCUAAUUCAGACGUGGCCGGACCUGUGGCAGUACGUUGUCAAAGCGACGUCGGUCGCGCUGGCGGUGGCCACGGUCACAGUGAAGAGCGUCUGGGUCGUGCGGCAUACAUGGGCCCUAAGGGACAGUACAUUGCCCGUGCCAUUAGAUGCCGUCGGUGAAGCGGCAACCGUUCUGGGAGCCGUGUCGAUAUUUUACUUCUGCGGCAUCUUCUUCAUGAACUUAAGUGUGCAUCUGGCUACUACGAGGAGCAUCCUGGUGAGAACGGAAAGGGGUCUCACGAGCUUGGAGAUCUUGGCAAUCGGAAAUGGGCUUCUGAUGGUGCUUCCAAGCAUCUUUGCAGGCCUCGAUAUCGCUACCGGACUCAACGGCGCCCGCGUUCUGCCCUUUGAUGCUGGUUCGUGGGUUAUGACCCUGGUGGUCAUCGGGUUGCCCUUGACGGGACUAAUCGCCAGAUACCGCGGUCCAUCAUCCCACAGUCCGUCCAACCGAGUGUCACAUCGAUUCUCACUAUUUGCGCACGCUCCAAUUCUCGACUCGAAGAUCCAUACCUCCCAGACUGCGAACACUACAUUGCAAAGUCCAACGGGUACCAGCUUCGUGGUAUCUGCAGAAGCGACGAGGCCUGAUUCUUCUAGAAGUGGGAGAGAGGGAUCACGACCAAAGUCCAGUAGGUCGAGUCCUACAUCAGAUGGUGAUCUGGAGUCGGGGAUACAGGUGCGGAAGGAUGUGUCCGUUACUGUUGAGGGAACUCCGGGAUCGAGUGCGCUGUCUGAGCCGGAAGACAAAAGGUAG